GUUCUGUGCCGGGGGAAGCGCAGGUCUGCGUCCAUCGGAGUGAGGCCGUGGCAUGAUCCGGAGCGYGGUGCCGGCCCUGCGCCGCGUCCUGCUGCCGAGGGCCAGCGGUGUCGGACACAGCCGGUGCUUCAGCAAGGCAAAAAUGUCGAGGCUGGUGCAAGCUCGGAGGCUGGAGGGAGUGGAUCAGAAUAUCUGGGUGGAGUUCGUCAAGCUGGCGGCCACCCACGCCACCGUGAACCUGGGCCAGGGCUUCCCGGACUUCCCGCCGCCGGACUUCCUGAGGGAGGCGUUGGUGCGGGCCGUCGGCGGCAGGAAUCACCUGCUGCACCAGUACACCCGGGCCUUCGGCCACCCUCCACUGGUGAAGAUCCUAGCCGAGUUUUUUGGGAAGCUGCUUGGGCGGGAGCUGGACCCUCUGAACAACGUGAUGGUGACCGUGGGGGCCUACCAGGCCCUUUUCUGCUGCUUCCAGGCCUUCGUGGAUGAAGGCGAUGAGGUGAUCAUCAUUGAGCCCUUCUUCGACUGCUACGAGCCCAUGGUGAAGAUGGCAGGUGGGACACCCGUGUUCGUCCCACUGAGACUGAAAGCGCCAGGGGCUGGAAAACCCAUGUCCAGCGCGGACUGGCAGCUGGACCCAGCCGAACUGGCUUCCAAGUUCAGCAAGCGGACUAAGGCCCUUGUCCUGAACUCGCCCAACAACCCGCUGGGCAAGGUGUUUGGCCGGGAGGAGCUGCAGCUCAUUGCGGAGCUGUGCAUAAAGCACGAUGUCCUGUGCAUCAGCGACGAAGUGUACGAGUGGCUGGUCUUUGAUGGGAAGGAGCACGUCCGCAUUGCCAGCCUGCCGGGCAUGUGGGAGCGCACCAUCAGCAUCAGCAGCGCCGGGAAAACCUUCAGCGCCACGGGAUGGAAGGUGGGCUGGACGGUGGGGCCAUGGCGGCUGCUGCAGCACCUGCACACGGUGCAUCAGAACAGCGUCUACCACUGCGCCACGGCCGCCCAGGAGGCCGUGGCCGUGGGUUUCCGCUGGGAGCWGGAGCGCCGGGAGCGAGCGGACAGCUACUUUGCCCAGCUGGCCCGGGAGCUGCAGGGCAAGAGGGACCGGCUGAUACGGAGCCUGGAGGCCGCUGGCAUGACACCCAUCGUYCCCGAGGGCACCUACUUCUUGGUGGCAGAUGUGUCCACCUUCGCAUCCGACGUCCCUGAGGCCCCCGGCUCCGACGAGCCCUUCGACUCCCGGUUUGCCAAGUGGAUGGUCAAGAACAAGGGCCUGGCCGCCAUCCCGCUCUCCGCUUUCUACUCGGGGCCCCACAAGAACGACUACAGCCGCUUCGUCCGCUUCUGCUUCGCCAAGGAGGAAGCCACCCUGGAUGCAGCAAACGAUAUUCUGCAAAAAUGGAAACAGGAGAGAGCUGYUCCCUGAAGGCUGCGGAUGGCGGCGCCGGCUCUGCUCCGACCCCAUCCGCCGCAUCCCACUCUCCUUCCCGGCCUGUGAACUUUGCAUCAGCCCUAUGUCUGCGCGUUCAGCCCUGCUCUGUCAGGACAGGCCGUGGGGUUGCCACACGCAGUGGGGAGGAAAGGGGACAUGCAGYGAGGGACGGCUGGUCUGAGCCGGCUCAGGGAUACUGCUCCUGCUCACACCCAUACCGAACUGCAACGGGAGCAGCCACUGGAGCAGCCAGCAGAGCAGCCCUCUGGCAGGUCAUCUGCUUUCAACACAGACAGGGACGUGAAAUGGCAUCUUCACUCCUGCACAAGCUGCCCGUAAGGGAUGGCGCAAUGAGGAUUUGUAGUGAUUAAAUUAUUAAAGUGG
This is a messenger RNA of Nothoprocta perdicaria, 1810 nucleotides long. RefSeq names its product kynurenine aminotransferase 1 (gene KYAT1). Gene Ontology annotation, biological process: biosynthetic process. Gene Ontology annotation, molecular function: L-kynurenine:2-oxoglutarate transaminase activity; pyridoxal phosphate binding. Bases 53 to 1420 code for a protein of 455 amino acids. The record is from RefSeq and is a predicted model, not a curated record. The transcript has 13 exons. Gene Ontology annotation, cellular component: mitochondrion; cytoplasm. NCBI's taxonomy places the organism in Eukaryota, Metazoa, Chordata, Aves, Tinamiformes, Tinamidae.